CUUCUUUUCUUCUUCUACGACCUUCUCCUUCGUUUUCUUAAUUCUUCUAGUCUUGUAUUUACAUAUAAGGCCGCCAUCAGCCGGCCCACUCAUUAGCAUCUUUUAUAUCCUCGAGCCAGGCGGGGGCAUCAUGGCAAAGUAGAUCCAUCCGCCUCGCCUUCAAACAGGUGUCAGUCGGACGCAGCUCCAGCGGAACUUUUAACUUUUUUUAUUUUCAUUUUUUCCCUUCUUCUUUUAUUUUUUUAAUGUUCUCCAACAUGGUCUCCAAGCUGACGUCCCUGCAGCAGGAGCUCCUGAGCGCACUGCUGGACUCCGGACUCACCAGGGAAGUUCUGAUCCAGGCACUGGACGACAUGGACCCCAACUCGGCCAUCGGCUUCGGGGUGAAGCUGGAGCGGCUUCAACCGCCGCCGUCACCCCGAGCUCACAAAAACAGCCAUCAUCAUCACAACCGCAACGACGGCCACAACGCGGGCGGAGAGUGCGACGCCAAGCCGGUCUUCCACACGCUGAGCAACGGGCACGGGAAGACGGCCGCCAAGCUGUCCGGCGACGAGGGCUCGGAGGACGGGGACGACUUUGACACGCCGCCCAUCCUCAAGGAGCUCCAGUCACUCAACACGGAGGAGGCCGCCGAGCAGCGUGCCGAAGUUGAACGCAUGCUAGCGGAGGAUCCGUGGCGAGCGGCCCGGAUGAUCAAAGGUUACAUGCAGCAGCACAACAUCCCGCAGCGGGAGGUGGUGGACAUCACCGGCCUCAACCAGUCGCACCUGUCGCAGCACCUCAACAAGGGCACCCCGAUGAAAACCCAGAAGCGAGCCGCCCUGUACACGUGGUACGUGCGCAAGCAACGGGAGAUCCUCAGACAGUUCAACCAGGCGGCGCAAGGUUCUGGCAGCAAUAUGACAGACAAGGGCAAUCAGGAUCCGGCCUUUUUUUUCCCAGAGUUCAACUCGUCUAGUCAAGGCAUGGGUCAGACCGGCGACGAUGUCGGCGGCGAGCCGUCCUCCAAGAAAAUGAGACGGAAUCGAUUCAAAUGGGGGCCAGCCUCGCAGCAGAUCCUCUACCAGGCCUACGAGAGGCAGAAGAACCCUAGCAAGGAGGAGAGAGAAUCGCUAGUGGAGGAGUGCAACAGAGCCGAGUGCCUUCAGAGGGGUGUGUCGCCGUCUAAAGCUCAGGGCCUGGGCUCCAACCUGGUGACGGAGGUGCGUGUGUACAACUGGUUCGCCAACCGACGGAAGGAGGAAGCGUUCCGACAGAAACUGGCCAUGGAUGCCUACAGCACGCCCGCAACGCAUAGCAUCAACCCGCUGCUCUCCCACGGCUCACCGCACCACCCGCAGGGAAGCACUUCACCACCAAUGCGAUACAGUCAAGGCCCGGGCGAGGUGACGUCGUCCACCGGCAUAAGCCACCACAGCGGCAUGACCGGCGGCCAGUCGGUUCUUCAGCAGGUGUCUCCGGGGGGCCUGGACCCCAGUCAUAGCCUGCUGUCACCCGACGCCAAAAUGAUUUCAGGUUCGGGAGGCGGCCUUCCUCCAGUCAGCACGCUGACCAACAUCCACAGUUCACAUCACAGCCACCAGCAGACGCAAAACCUCAUCAUGCCGCUUUCUGGGGUCAUGGCCAUCGCACAAAGUUUGAACACGUCGCAAUCUCAGUCAGUGCCGGUGAUCAACAGUGUGGCGGGCAGCCUAGCGGCGCUGCAGCCAGUCCAGUUCUCGCAGCAGCUUCACAGUCCUCACCAGCAGAGUCUGGUGCAACAGUCGCCUGCUCACAUGAGCCAGCAGCCCUUCAUGGCUGCCGUUACACACUCGCACAUUUAUCCUCACAAGCAGGAGCCUCCGCAAUACUCGCAUCCGUCGCGUUUCCCGUCGGCCAUGGUGGUGACGGACGCCAACGGAAUCGGGACGCUCGGUUCCAUGUCGGCCAGCAAGACGGAGGCUCCGGUAAACAAGAUGGUGCCGCUCGGGGGUCUCUCCUGGUGUCCUCUCCAAGCGUGGUGAGAGCGUGUACACCUGACCUCCUCGCUGCCCGGCAACCCCCAUGCAUUUUUUCCCUCUUUUUUUUUCCACACUGCCUGCUUGCCCAUCACCGUGGCGACGGACACCGAGUCGGCUGGGGGAAGCAAACACGAUGACCCGUGUCGG
Messenger RNA from Corythoichthys intestinalis (scribbled pipefish), 2150 nucleotides. Its product is annotated as hepatocyte nuclear factor 1-beta-A-like. The record is from RefSeq and is a predicted model, not a curated record. Bases 246 to 2006 code for a protein of 586 amino acids. Lineage: Eukaryota; Metazoa; Chordata; Actinopteri; Syngnathiformes; Syngnathidae. Gene Ontology annotation, biological process: regulation of transcription by RNA polymerase II; insulin secretion; pancreas development. Gene Ontology annotation, molecular function: RNA polymerase II cis-regulatory region sequence-specific DNA binding; DNA-binding transcription factor activity, RNA polymerase II-specific. Gene Ontology annotation, cellular component: nucleus. The transcript has 10 exons.